Messenger RNA from Cercospora beticola, 1563 nucleotides. RefSeq names its product aromatic alcohol reductase. The record is from RefSeq and is a predicted model, not a curated record. NCBI's taxonomy places the organism in Eukaryota, Fungi, Ascomycota, Dothideomycetes, Mycosphaerellales, Mycosphaerellaceae. Gene Ontology annotation, molecular function: oxidoreductase activity.
AUGUCGUCCCCGAAGAAAGUCCUCCUCGUUGGUGCCAGUGGAAAUCUAGGCACUCAUGUCUUGAACGCCUUCCUGGAGUCACCCUACAACAUCAGAAUCCUCACCCGCAAAGACUCCACUUCCACGUUCCCCGAUGGCAUUCCCAUCUUCCGAGCAGACUACUCCAACCAAACCGACCUCGAAACCGCAAUGCGCGGCCACCAGAUCGUCAUCUGCAUGGUCGCCAUCUUCGCAACAGGAGGUCAACAAAUCCUCAUCGAUGCAGCCAUCGCAGCCGGAGUAGAAAUCUUUCUCCCCAGCGAAUUCGGCCCUCCAUCCCGUGAUGCGAAAUUCGCCGCUUUACAUCCUGCUUUACCGCCGAAAGUCGCAACGGUAGAUUAUCUUCGAACGAAAGAAGAUUUAAUUUCCUGGUCGGCAUUGAUUCCUGGUGCAUUUUUCGAUUGGGGGAUGGAAUUGGGACUUUUUGGGUUUGAUGUACAAAUGAAGACUGCAACAUUGAUUGAUGGCGGAACGGCUGUCUUCACAGCCUCAACGCUGCCGACGAUCGCGAAGGGAAUUUUAGCGAUGUUGGAACAGUUCGAUUUGGUGAAGAAUCAAUAUGUUUAUAUUUCGUCGUUUCAUAUUUGUCAGAAGGAUGUUUUGGAGGUUUUGGAGAGGAUUGAUGGGGAAAAGUGGACUGUCAAACAUGUUACAUCGGAGGAAGUUAUUGCGCAGGGACGGGAGAAAUUGGCUGGUGGGGAUACGAUAGGGGCUAUUGAUCUUGUGGGUGGUGGGGCGCUUGGGAGGGAGGCUUUGGGCGAUUCGAGGCCUUGGGGAAUGUGGGAUGAGAAGUUGGGGAUUCCGAGGGUCUCACUCUCACGAGCUCGCUUAUCAUCGACUUCAUCAUUCGCCAUGAAGCUGUUCGAUGCUCCACGUGGAACUCCAUACGCUCUGCGUUUCUUCAUUCUUGAGCGGCGUGGACUGAGCCUUGACAUCCAAAAUGUCGACACUGCCACCCUCGAGAACAGGCGAUCAGCUUAUCUGAAGGUAAAUGCCAGAGGCACCGUACCAGCACUGCAACUCGACGACGGCAUAACAGUCAUCACCGAACUCUCAGCCGUGGCCGAAUACCUAGAUGAAGUUGCACAAGGUGACUAUCCUUCACUGUUCGGUUCCAAUGCGCAAGAACGAGCGGAAACCAGAAUGUGGUUCAGGAGACUGGAUACAGAGAUCUGUCAGCCUGUGAUCGAAUGGUGGCGAGACGAUCCUGUCAAUCUGGAUCUCUUCUUGGGUCACCGCAUUCCAUGUCCUGAAGCGAGGCUCACCACGAAGCUGAGAGUAAAUCAAGCAUUGAACCAACUUGAGAACGAUCUCGAAGGCAAGACCUGGCUGUGCGGGGAUAGAUUCUCCGCAGCAGACAUCUUGUCGUAUGGACUACUGUGGAGAGUGGUUGUUCGAGGCGGGGGCGACUGGGUUCUGAAUCCUGCGAGGAGAAAUGUCGUGGCGUGGUGGACAAGGAUUAAGGAGCAGCCUGCUUCUUCACAAGCAGAGGACGUCUUCACGGACGGAGCAUUCCGCAACUGA